Messenger RNA from Haemonchus placei, 546 nucleotides. Lineage: Eukaryota; Metazoa; Nematoda; Chromadorea; Rhabditida; Trichostrongylidae. The record is from the annotation of a GenBank genome assembly.
ACUCAUCGGCGGAAACCUACAGCCUGUACGACUUGUUCUACCAAUUCUCCAAGCACUACCAUUGGUCUCGGUGCGACUUCAUCUUUCGAAGAGGCCAAGCCUACUACUUUAGUCUUGUUUCAGAAAACUGUGUUGGUUUUUGUCAGUGAGUACUGUGUGGUUCAUCGCGAACUCUUCGUGAAGAGCUGUCACGGAGAUAUUCCAUUUUGUAAAGAUUACCCGUCGUCGUGUGCAUCAGCGAAUGGCGUUAUCCCAGUACUAGCCUACUGUCAAAGGUACUACAAACACUAUCCAAAAUUCUGCAGUGUUCCGAAGAUCGAACAGGAAUUAUUGCAAUUUUGCUUCGCCUUCGAGCAAUUCUGCCUGCCUGAACUGACACCUUUGGAACCGGUUGAACGACCAAAAUCUUCGUUGAGGAGGUGUGAAGAAGUACUACCAGAAGCUCGAAAAGUUUGUAAUCCGUUCCCACAUCCAAAGGACACAUUCAACGUGUUACGGUGUUCAAAUUUCAUUACAAAUUGCAAGAAAUUCGUUGAUUGGAUCUGA